This is a messenger RNA of Helicoverpa armigera (cotton bollworm), 3004 nucleotides long. RefSeq names its product N-alpha-acetyltransferase 60 (gene Naa60). Lineage: Eukaryota; Metazoa; Arthropoda; Insecta; Lepidoptera; Noctuidae. Gene Ontology annotation, cellular component: Golgi membrane. The transcript is spliced from 6 exons. Bases 168 to 968 code for a protein of 266 amino acids. The record is from RefSeq and is a predicted model, not a curated record. Gene Ontology annotation, biological process: N-terminal peptidyl-methionine acetylation. Gene Ontology annotation, molecular function: histone acetyltransferase activity; protein-N-terminal amino-acid acetyltransferase activity.
GUGAUUAGGAUUUGACAAAUCGAAUUUAUUUAACUAGUCAAAAGGAAAAUGUUAUCGGAUUUGCGCUUAUAGUUCUCACUAAUGCAAUAGUAUGAAAGUUUUUGGAUGUGAUAACAUGUUUACUCGUAAAGAUUAUUGAGUGACAGUAUUAAUGGCCGAUUUACCGAAUGGCUGGGUUCAGCUGGUACCUUUCUGAAGGCUUCCAAGUAAUAAUUGAGAAGUCGAAAGACGCAAAAUGCUCUCUAAAAGAUAUUCAGUUGCGUUUCUUGUGCCCUGAUGACCUAGAGGAGGUGAGAUCUCUAUGCAGAGAUUGGUUUCCUAUAGAAUACCCUCAGUCAUGGUAUGAGGACAUUACUUCUUCAGAAAGGUUUUUUGCCCUGGCAGCGGUGCACAAAAGUGAGAUUAUAGGCCUUAUUGUGGCUGAAAUAAAGCCUUACUUGAAACUGAAUGCAGAAGAUCGGGGAAUACUGUCAAGAUGGUUCGCCUCAAAGGAUACACUUGUUGCUUACAUACUGUCUUUAGGGGUAGCUCGUUCGUUCCGUCGGUCGGGCGUGGCGACGAUGCUACUGGACGUGCUCAUCAACCACCUGGCGGGCCCCGUGCCGCAGCCGCCGCAUGAGCACCGCGUCAAGGCCAUAUUCCUGCACGUGCUCACCACCAACACAGAAGCUAUACUUUUUUAUGAACACAGAAGAUUUCGCCUGCACUCAUUUCUGCCGUACUACUACUCGAUCAAGGGGCGGUGUAAAGACGGCUUCACGUACGUGUACUACGUGAACGGCGGGCACGCGCCGUGGGGGCUGUACGACUACGUGAAGUACGUGGCGCGCGCGGCGUGGCGCGGCGGCGGCCUGUACCCGUGGCUGUGGGGCAAGCUGCGCACCGCGCUCACCAUCGCCUGGCACAGGCGUUUCUCCAGCACGACGACGCGGAUGGGCGCGGUUCGGUCUGAUGGGGAAGCGAUCUAACUCUACGCAUUCCUGACAUUCUCUCACCAUGAGAAUCGGAACACUUUAUGGAUUUCGUUUACAACUUUGCUACGUUUUCAGAAAAUUCCACAAAACGUAGAUGUGCAGUGUGUAAGCAGUGAUUGAACGAGAGAAUUUAUUAAUAUCACUAAGUUAUGAAUAAUUUAUAGAGAGCACUGUUUAUUGUUUUUAUACAUUGACGUGAAGCCAAAUUUGAUAGUAGUAUAUUAGCACAACAAGAACAACACCAACCCUGUGCUGUGGACAUAUUUUUAUAUUAUUACGUAAUUAGACUAGAAGGGGAAACACCAACACGAACAAACUCAAACAAACAUUUUGCUCCCGCGAGGGACCAUCAAUUUGGCUUCAUAUAUCAAACUGACAAAGUUAUUUGUGAUAUUUUUAUUACUCAAAGCUUUAAAUUUAAUAAUUCAUUGUAUUUUCAUAUAAAACGAAAGAGGGAUGAUCAUUUUGUACACGAAAAUACAAUUUGGUUUAAAAUAGUUGCGUUUGUUUGAGUAAGAGGGACGGCAUCGAUUGCUACAGAAAUAUAACAAAGUGUCACGUGCCAUGAUAUACUGCCAAGAUUACUAAAGUAAGGUGCCUGUGUGUUCAAUGUAAGACAUAAUGUACGGAUAAACAAUAAUGUUGUAACAAUAAAACUAUUAUUUAUGAGCAAUACCUGUAUCGGCUGCAUGAGCAAUGCACGCGUGAGCGGAGAGAUGGCCAAUGGGGGCGAAACAGCUGUCAGCGUUAGUCUGAUACCUACCAAUCACUGCACAGACAAGACCAUCUAUUUCGGGUCAAAACAGACUAUCUUCCUAUCAUGAGACUUUGGAACUUCGAAACACCAAAUAACCCGAAAUCAUCUAAUACCUUACGUAUACGUAUUGUAUAUGUAACAAGCCUAUUGCUCCUUGAAAAUUAAUAGUAUAGUUACAUCAGAUUUCGAAAAAGCUCUUGACUUUAAAUCAGCGACUUACGCAAUGUCUCAAACUGAUGAGAUUAAAAAAACUGUUUCAUUGAUGUAAAUAAUUAUUAUUUUUGCUGAUUGCAGAAAAUACCAAUUUUAAUAUGGUUCUAAAUAUGACAUAAUGCUGAUAUCUGUUUCAAACUCUGUGAGUACGUCCAUUAGUAAACGCUUUUAGUGUAUAAUAUAAUACUCUAAUACUACACAAUACCGUAGAAUCUUCUCUAGGUAAAUGUAAAUUAUUCGAUUAGUAAUUUAUGUAAAUAGUUUUUUAACGUGUAUUUAAAUAGGCAUGUACAGAUUACGAAUAAGACGAAUUUACAAUUAAUAUUAUCAAAAGAAGGCUGUUGUAUUGUUUAUUUCACGUGCCUAAACGUCUUCGAAGUUUUGUGAAGUAUUAAAGUAAGAUAUGUACAUUGUGUUCAGUUUGUAAAGUUUUUUAGUAGGUAAUACACCUAUGAAACUGAACAGUCUCUCCGAUGCAUGCAUUUGUUACGAUAAAUUAAUGUUCAAAGCCUCAGAGAGCUUUUCUCUCUAAGUGCUUUUAAUUAAAUGUACACUAUCUAGCCGAUAAAUGGUUUAAUUCACUUUCUGUGUUUCGUGUAUAUUUUGGGCACUUCAGAACAAUUUAUUUCUGCAUCCAGUCAAUCCAGUGUACGUAGAUUUAUUAAUGUACUCACUUGAACCAAAGUAUUUUAAUGUGUUAGUUUUGUUAUCACUCAUACAAUCGAUGUUUAAUUCUUUUUGAUUUAGUAUUAAUUAAAUUAAUGUUUAUCAUUAAUUUGAACAUUGAGUAUUAUUAUUCGGACCAUUAUUAAAUUAUUUGUAUAAAUUCCAAAAGCAGUCAUGAUAGUUGUAUUACGUUUUGUAAUUUGUGAUAUUGUCAUCACUCGACUUGUAAAGUUUUGCAACAUUGUAAUAUUAAGGUCGACAUUUGUGUGUUAAAUUGUCCUUUUCUAUAUAGCACGUUCCUAAUGUUAAAUGGAAAUUUUACGUUAUAAUUCUAUGUUUAAUACUCUAAAAUAGGAAAAGAUUUUAGCUUCCAAAUAAAUAUCAUUGUUGACAA